Messenger RNA from Nymphalis io (European peacock), 3664 nucleotides. It is a transcript of the gene Nca, whose product is annotated as neurocalcin homolog. Gene Ontology annotation, molecular function: calcium ion binding. The transcript has 5 exons. NCBI's taxonomy places the organism in Eukaryota, Metazoa, Arthropoda, Insecta, Lepidoptera, Nymphalidae. The record is from RefSeq and is a predicted model, not a curated record. Bases 237 to 809 code for a protein of 190 amino acids.
AUAUGGCGUAGGUUUCUACAAAAUGCAGUGGUAGAUAAUUAGUUGUCAAUUCUGAAUUUUAAAUUAAAAGACAUGCACUUAGGAUAAGACUUAAUCCAAUCAAUAAGUGAAUUAAAGAAGUUUAAAUGUGAAAUGUGAAUUUUGCGCAAUGGAACAAGAAUUGACUUACUAAGAGAUAGAACGGCUGUGUAAUUUAUUGAGACUUCUUCAAUCUAAGUGUUAAGAAUAUAAGAAAAAUGGGUAAACAGAACAGCAAACUUAAACCUGAAGUCUUAGAGGACCUGAAACAAAACACUGAAUUUUCAGAUGCUGAGAUACAAGAAUGGUAUAAGGGAUUUUUAAAGGAUUGUCCAAGUGGCCAUUUAUCAGUAGAGGAGUUUAAAAAAAUAUAUGGGAAUUUUUUCCCAUAUGGGGAUGCUAGUAAGUUUGCAGAACACGUGUUUCGGACAUUUGAUGCUAAUGGCGACGGUACCAUAGAUUUUCGGGAGUUCCUUUGCGCUCUCAGCGUCACAUCUCGCGGGAAACUCGAACAGAAAUUGAAAUGGGCUUUCUCGAUGUACGACCUCGAUGGCAACGGAUACAUUUCCCGGCAGGAGAUGCUAGAAAUUGUUACCGCAAUUUACAAGAUGGUCGGCUCUGUCAUGAAAAUGCCCGAAGACGAAUCGACGCCAGAGAAGCGAACGGAUAAAAUAUUCCGGCAGAUGGACCGGAAUAAAGACGGCAAGCUUUCACUGGAGGAGUUCAUCGAGGGUGCUAAGAGCGACCCGUCCAUUGUUCGGCUGUUGCAGUGCGACCCUCAGUCUCAGUGAUACCUCAAAUACUAAUCGGCCACAGCAAGCGUUCAAAUACCACUUAUCUAUAUCCAACUUAGAAACAUAUUUUGUAUAUUAUCACACUUGUAUAAUGCUUAUAAGAGCUAGUGCGCGCUGUAAAGCGCUAUUGCACGAGAAGUCUAUAGAUUGUCCCGUUGCUUAGCUCUUAUUGAAUUCUUCCACUUUCUUUUUAUACGGCCUUCUCUAUCCAUAUCUUAUCUAUAUAAAGUAAUAUCGUGACUUUACACGUUUCGAUGCGGAGUACCGUGAUUUGGACUAACGCAAAAACAGCUCUUCGACAAGGCUUCAUUAGUUUAUAAGCAUACAGUAUUGUAUUCUAUAUUUUUUUUGAAAAUUAUGUUAUGUUCAGUGUCUACAUAGACCUUUUAAUAAUUUAAUGAGCAAAUGUGUUUUAUUCGCUUAUUAGACUUACAAUUGUGUAAGUUCAUUGCAUUGAUGGCUAGUUUCAUAGGAUUUUAUGAAUUUAAGCUAUAGUUAAAAAAGCUUGCUUUUACGUUAUUCCUAAAUCGCGGUAUAUAAAUUAUUAUAUAAGAAUAAAGUUAUUCAUGCAAUAUUCUUUCGAAUAUGAAACUUAAAAGUUGGGACAGGGCUGUGAAGAAAAUUUCGUUGGAAACAUUGCAUCAAUUUUAGAAUUUAGGCAACUUGACAUGCCUAGGAAAAGAUUCGAGUUGUGCCCACUUACCUAAAACAAAUUACACAUCGAAAUUAAUCCUUCAUAAUUUUAUGAUAUAUAUAUGUCUAAUUGUUUCUACAAUUAUUAUUUAAAAAAAAUAUUUCUGGCAACUACUGGAAUGAUUGCUUAUUUUGAUGUUAUUAUUUAUAUAUAUUUCAAGUAAUUUUAAAGAAAAAAAAAGGAAAAAAAAAAGAAAAAAAGAUUAAGCAGCUAUGUUGAUAUUUGAUAUUUAUCUGAAUUAAAUUAUUCUAAAUCAUACAUUAUUUCUUCGAUGUGGCUUGUAAUUAAAUAUUUCUCUUAGAUUAUAUCUACGUACCUAUAAAUAUAUAACAAAGAUCUGAUUUAGCCUUUACUUGGAACGGAUAACCAUAUUAAUAUACAAUAAAUAUGUUAGUGACUUUAAUAAUUAAUUCUAAAAACCGUCAUUUUAUAAUUAAGAUACAUAUAUGUGUAGCUAGGUUUAUUAUGUAGACGCAGGAAUAUUAAUUUAUCAAUAUAUACGAUAUUGUAUAUAACGAGAGCGAACACCUGUAUAGAAAAGAACAAAGAGAACAGUAUGUUCAGAGAUUAUGGAAAUGCGACUGAUAUCGGUAAGCCUGAUGUGCAGGUAACUGCAAUUCCAUUUGGAUUACUCGACAAUGCGUCAUUGAGCUCUUUUUGACCACUAUCCUCAUGACCUACUUACGAUCCUCACGAAUUCAAUAUAGAAUUCGGUGCCUUCCUUCUAAGACUCUUUUAGUCCCGAGUGCCCACUAGUCUUAAAUCAAUAUUGUGUCAUUCUAAUAAUGUGUCUUCCUAAAUCUUGAUGGAAUAGUUUCCAUUUACACAAUUAUUAUAAUAUCGAUGUAGUACCUUUACAACGCCAAGAGAUGGCGCUGUUACCAAAAUUCUUUAUUUUCACAGAUUAAAUAUAUUAUUAAUCUGUUUUGUUUUUUUUGGUUUCGAAUACCGGUGUAUAUUCAGGUUAAGAAAGAUUUUACUUAAAUUUGCUAUUAUAAUUUUAAUUGUUGACAGUUAUCUUAACAGCUUACAUGUACCUGGUAUUUCGUAUUUAGGUAUUAAAAUUGGCAGGUCGGUGAUUUAAUUUGCACAACACCAACACGUUCUACGCAACAAACAUAUAUAUAUUUUUUAAUGAAAUAACAAAUAAAUUUUGACGACAUAGUUAUGAAUUUCCAUAACUGAUAUUGUUAAGGUUUAGUUUUUAACGAGAAUGUUCUAAAUUUAAAUAUAGUCGAGUCAAUCUAAGUAUUAUUCAAUUACUUUAUUUUAUUUAAUACGGUUUGUGGAAAUUAUAUAUAAUAUAUUAUGAUUAGAGUAUAAUUGGUAGUAAUUAGGAGUCGACAAUCGUGCAGCUGGAAAGUUUAGUCGGUACAUAUGGAAACGUUCAUUGGGUCUGCGCAUUCACGCAAGCGGCUGUGGAUUGCAGUAUCAGAUAAUUAUGAAAUGUAAACACAAAGACUAAUGAAUUUGAAAAUUAAUUAUAAGUGAUUAUCUGUAGUAUAUAAAGAAUUGUUAAAUGGUGUAUUGUUAAUAGUCCCAUUAGAAUACAAGUCCAUACUCCAUAAGCCCUUGCCUUAUUAUGCAACAAGUUAGAGGUCGAAAUAUAAUACAAUUUAUGAAACUUUUAUCAUAGAUUAUCGCAACAUUGUAAUGGAUUAGGUUAAAAUUUACGGAAAUUAGUCAAAUAUAAUAAUAAAGUAAAUUAUAUCGCUACAGUAUCGUUUAGUAGUUUUGCCAAGGAAAAUAAAUUCUAAAAACUAGGUGUCCACAUAGAUGUCGUGUUGUUUCUGUAGUUAUUCUCAGGAUACAAUUAGUUUCUACGUGCGUUCUGAUGUACUUUUAGUACAUACUUACAUGAUAAUCAGGUUAAAUAUUCUUGGAAUGGAUAAUAAUAAAAUUAAAAUAAUAUUACAUCGUUCUAAUAGAGUUCGAUUUAUGCUUACGUUGCAACUUGUCGACUCAAACAUUACUCAUUAUUGCAUUCAUUUUUUUUUAUUAUGACGAUUAAGUUUAGUCCUGAUCUUAAUUUUAAUGGGUUAUUUGAGAUUUUAUUUAAUUUUUUUUAAUGUUAUUUUUAGGAACGUAUUUUAAUGAAUACGUAUGAUUUUUUUUUAUUUUUUAUUUUAAUGAAAUAUAUUCCAAUAAUAAAUUUAUA